AUGUGUGACAUGUCGUUCAAGCGAAAGACCCCUCAAGGUACUCAACCAACAUCGCAGCUUUUCUCCACUGGAAUUCCUUCACUCGAUGACAUACUAGGAGGAGGACUUCCUGCUUCUUGUCUGCUUGCUAUUACUGCCCCCGAUCUCCAUACAGACUAUGGGGAAUUGGUGCAAAAAUAUUUUGUUGCGCAGGCUAUUGCUUCUCGCCAACGAAUAUGCGUGGUUGGCGAUCUAGACUGGGUAAACAGCUGCAUGUGGCUACUAUCGACCACCCCCAACGACAACGACGAGGAGUCACGUUCAAGCGAAGACAAAAUCAAGAUUGCAUGGCGCUAUGAACCGAUGAAACAAUUCCAAACGACUGUCGCGUCCGAUAACUGCCACCCGUUCGACCUUUCGGUCCGGAUACCGUCCACAGUCGUUUCGGAGGCGGUCUCUAGAGGUUUCCUAAUCAUCAUACCGAUUGAUACGCCCUCUCAAUUGCUUCACUCCUUGCACCAACUUCUCGAAUCUAAUCGCGAACCACUGCGGAUAUGUAUUCCAUCGUUGGCAUCUCCCGAGUUUGGAGAUCCUAACAGCCAAGAUUUGUUGCGCUUCUUACAUGGACUUCGCAGUCUACUGCGACAAUACCCACACGCGUGUGCCUCGACAAAUCUAGUGGCAGAAGCGUCGAUGGACGCUUCCGGUUGGAACCAAAAGCUUGGUUGGGUUUCCGACUCUUUGAUAACGUUGUCUGCAUUUGCAGCUGAUCCUGCUUUGGCGGCUGCGUUUCCGGCCCUCCACGGAUUGGUACAAAUCCACUCUUUACCUUCCCCGAAGAGUCUCGUUUCAGCUAGUGACCGCUUUUCUACACUUCGAGGAGCUGCUGCUGGGGGAGAGAACAAUCUUGGAUUCAAAUGCACACGGAAAAGGUUAAUAAUCGAGACCCUGCAUCUAGACGUAGAGGGUGGAGUGUCUGAGCGUCGGACGACUGCCCCGGCUGUGUCCAAGAUGGGAGCGGCAGUUACAAUUGAAGUGGAAGACUCCACAAUACCCGUUAAGAAAGGAAGGAAGAAAGUUGGGUUCCAGAGCGAUCGCCCUGAGCUGUACGACUUUUGA
Molecule: messenger RNA, 1098 nt
Organism: Mycena indigotica
Lineage: Eukaryota; Fungi; Basidiomycota; Agaricomycetes; Agaricales; Mycenaceae
Exons: 3
Coding region: 1-1098 (365 amino acids)
Biological process (GO): tRNA wobble uridine modification
Cellular component (GO): elongator holoenzyme complex; transcription elongation factor complex; cytoplasm
Source: RefSeq, a predicted model, not a curated record